Molecule: messenger RNA, 2507 nt
Organism: Alosa alosa (allis shad)
Lineage: Eukaryota; Metazoa; Chordata; Actinopteri; Clupeiformes; Clupeidae
Product: protein mono-ADP-ribosyltransferase PARP4-like
Exons: 5
Coding region: 1276-1743 (155 amino acids)
Molecular function (GO): NAD+ poly-ADP-ribosyltransferase activity
Source: RefSeq, a predicted model, not a curated record
CCUCCUCCUCCUGUCUUAGAUGGUCUCACCUGUCUCUCUUCCUCUCGACACUCUCUUAAUAGAGCUGUAAGCAUGAGCUCCGGUCCUGCUCCUCCCCCUCUCCUACCCCCUCCUGGGGCCUUCACCACUGCUGUUCAAGGCUCAGCUGGCUUCACUGUGUCUGGGACUCCAACCUUUGCCCCAACCCCUAUGUCUUCUCCCACACCCCUAAAAAAAAAGGGGAAAAGGGGAAAUGAAAGCUGUCCCUAUUGCCUCAGGAUAACACUCUAGCGUACAGAGACCCAGUGCACAGGCCCCAGACCGUACCCCUGUCUCUGUUCCUUCUCCUACUCGUCAAGGCUCAGUUCAAGUUUGGCCGUGCCCCUUUUUCUUCUCCUGCGCCUAUGUCUUCUCCCAUCCCUGAAAGAAAAAGGGAAAUGAAAGCUGUCCCUCUUGCCUGUGGAGAGCACUCUGUCAUACAGAGACUAAGUGCACAGGCCCCAGACACAGUGCACCUUCCCCGUCUCUGCUCCUACUCCAAGCCUAGCCCCUUCAGGUGUUGCCUCCCGUCGCUUGGCAUCUGAGGCACGCUCAGUUGAUGUCACGAGAUCCACUCUGCCUCCUCCCGUUGAUCGUGCCAGUAAAAGAGUUAGCAAGGGCUAUGAGGCUCCUCGUCCCCAAACCUCUAGGCACCUCUCUGCUCCUGCCUUGAACUCCUUCUCACUGCCGCUUGGUGGCCGUGCUGUUUCCUCCACCCAGUCAGUUUCAGACCGCCCCCCUGCUGCCUCGGAUGUCAUGUCGGCUCCUUUACCUCCUCUACCCCUACGUAAAUGCUGUCCGCUCCUUGCUCCUGUUUUCUAUGGGGCUGCUUAUUCUGCCCCACCUGUCACUGCAGGCGAUGGUGAUGAUUCUGACUAUAUUGACAUUCUCAGGGCUCCUCUCCUGUCUAUAAGGCUCAAGCAUUGCCCUCAGACCACCCCCCUUGCUCCCUCUCCUCUGCUCCCUCCUCCUGUUGUCCAUUGGGGUGCUCAGCCUGUCCUGGCUCAGAGACACAGAAGUGCUGCUCUGGGGAGCCCCCUCAGAAGAACCAGAGGUCGGGCCUAUCCCUCUAACAUGGUCUUGGAGAAAGGCUCUGGGAUGUCUGUCCCUCUGCUCCCACCAGUAGAAGCCCAAGAACAUGGUUCCCCUUUUACCACUGGUCCCGGUAUCCCGAGUCCAGAAACGCUGAUUGCUGAGAAGGAAGAGCCAAUGCUUACAGGAUGUGAGAUCACAUAUUGAGAUCAAACCCAGUGCAUCAUGGGAACAGUUGGCAUGUCUUCAGAGCCCAGGGGUUACUGGGAAUGCACAGAGGAAGUGGGAUUGCUCCUGGGUGUGGAUCUGAACUUCUUUGCCAACGUUUUCCUGAAAGAAAAAGGCAUCUCAUCUGUGGGCCCCAAGGCCCAGGAUGAUAUCCUGAGGCUGGUGUCCACCCUGCUGGUCCUGCAGCUGGUGCGUGUCAGGAAGCUGGUCCAGGGAGAGCUGCUGCAGUCUCUGUUCCGCCUCAGAGACCCUCCUCAACACAGCUCUUCUGAGUGGGAGGCCCUGAAGCAGGCGGUGGACUGGGUACGCUGGGCAGACAGGCAGUACCCGUGCGUGUGCAGCCGGCUGCAGUUCGGCCGCGACUGGGAGUCGUCCACACAACAGCUACUGGGAUUCGACCGCCCGCACCCCCUCUCUCCCUUCAACCCUCUGCUGGAAAGGAGCAGAACCAUACUAGCCUGCUAGAAACAAACACACACACCACACUUCCAUACUGGCCUGCUAGAAACACACACACACACACACACACACACACACACACACACACACACACACACUAGGGAAAUGCCAAUAUCCAAUAUUCCCAUAAACAGUUAAAUAUAAUUAACAGACAAUUAAAUAGACCAACUCCUCAAAGAUAUCUACACAAUAUAUACACACUUAUUAUCAAAUAUAUACAUAAUUAGCAUCAUCAAAAAUCUAACAUGAGCAAAGAGUUUUCGGACCUCAACAUGACCUAAACUAAAGCUACUUUGUCUAGGGUAUGUUGAUAGCUGACCUCGGACCUCAACAUAACCUAAAAGAAAAGCUAGAACUAACCUACACACUGGCCCUACGUGAUGUAAAGACGUGAAAGUAGAACCUACCGUGUGUGGGUGCAAUGUGUGUUGUGUCAGCUUUGGCAGAGCUCUAGUGAGAGGUCACUUACCUGUGGCUCUCGCUGACCCGGUGUAUCUCUCUCCCAACGCAAUUACGAACAGCCCAAAUGUUGGUUCCUAAUAGGUUCAGUUUUGGUGUGUGGUGGUUUAAAAUCCAAAGGAAAAAAAUGAGACGGGUCCAAGUUUGUCAGGCAAACGCCCAUGAGGGACCACAGGCCCCUAGUCCUUUCCGAAGGCCUGGAAACUAAUUGUGAGCCCCAGGACUUAGGACAGGUGUCCAAUUUAACCUAAUUAGCCACAGGUAGUGACAUCACUGAAGCCCCGCCUGUAAGUCAAAAAACACCACCAACA